This is a messenger RNA of Schizosaccharomyces octosporus yFS286, 1222 nucleotides long. Its product is annotated as double-strand siRNA ribonuclease. NCBI's taxonomy places the organism in Eukaryota, Fungi, Ascomycota, Schizosaccharomycetes, Schizosaccharomycetales, Schizosaccharomycetaceae. Gene Ontology annotation, biological process: exonucleolytic trimming to generate mature 3'-end of 5.8S rRNA from tricistronic rRNA transcript (SSU-rRNA, 5.8S rRNA, LSU-rRNA). The transcript has 4 exons. The record is from RefSeq and is a predicted model, not a curated record. Gene Ontology annotation, molecular function: 3'-5'-RNA exonuclease activity; nucleic acid binding. The coding region runs from base 140 to 1042 and encodes 300 amino acids.
GCUUUGAUUAAUUAAUUAUAAAUACUUUGUUUUUCCUUUUUUUAUAGAAAAAUAAAAUUACAAAUAUAUAUAUGCACGUUCUGUCUUAAGUUCGAGGAAAUGUGAAAAGCUAUCAUCAAAAUGCCAACUCGACCAUACCAUGAGUAGAAAGUCACCGUCGACGGUUGAAGAACUUAGACUAGCAUUGGAAGAACUUGGUUUGAAUUCAUCAGGAAGCAAGGACAAAUUGCGUCGGCGAUACAGAUUUCGGGAACAGCGUUUAGAACAAAAAAAGAAACAAGAACAAUGGAAUCUUUAUUCUCUAGAAAAUCAAGCAAAAAUUCAUCUUCGAUACUUAUUAAUUGUUGACGUUGAAGCUACUUGUGAGGAAGGAUGUGGAUUUACCUUUGAUAAUGAAAUAAUAGAAUUUCCGUGUCUGCUUUAUGACUUGGAUACGAAUGAGAUUAUCGACGAAUUUCAUUCUUAUGUUCGGCCAAAUAUGAAUCCUAUAUUAUCUGACUAUUGUAAAUCCUUAACUGGGAUACAACAAUCAGUUAUAGAUGAAGCAUCGCCGUUCCAGCAGGUACUCGAAAACCUAACGGAAUUUUUAAGACAACAUAAAGCUAUCCUUGAACCAUCAAUUGAUGAAGUUAAAAUCCUCGAACCUUCACGAGCGAUUCCGAGGAGUCAGCCAAAAAAUUGGGCUUGGGCAUGCGAUGGUCCCUGGGAUAUGGCAUCGUUCAUUGCGAAACAGUUCAAAUUCAGCAAUACACAGAUUCCGGACUGGAUAAAAGGUCACUUUGUUGACAUUCGAGCUUAUUUUUCCGAUGUGUACCAUGUACCAAGAGUUAACAUUGAAGGAAUGUUACAACGAUGGAAUCUUCGAUUUGAGGGAAACCAACAUAGUGGCAUUGAUGAUUCUAGAAACAUUGCGAGGAUAAUCAACAGAAUGAGUAUGGAGGGAGUAAUUUUUGAAUGUAACCGGUGGUGGCUCAAACAUGAAAUAAACGGAUGGAUACCCGGUCGCAAAUACCCACCGUUUUUGUCAAAGAGGCAAAAAUAAAAUACACUAAUUAAUAUUUUUCUAUUUUUGCAUUCUAUCACAUAUUGCCAUGUACGUCUGCGCUUGUUUGUGAGCGUGCAUGUCCUUCUUUGGCGGAAGUGGGCCAAAAAUUUGGUAUAGCGAUUCUAUUUUAGUUUUGGUUAAUAGAGUAUAAACAUUUAUGAUACACUUACUGUUGAA